Molecule: messenger RNA, 1822 nt
Organism: Polistes canadensis
Lineage: Eukaryota; Metazoa; Arthropoda; Insecta; Hymenoptera; Vespidae
Gene: Cdk9
Product: cyclin-dependent kinase 9
Exons: 7
Coding region: 324-1472 (382 amino acids)
Biological process (GO): protein phosphorylation
Cellular component (GO): nucleus
Molecular function (GO): cyclin-dependent protein serine/threonine kinase activity; ATP binding
Source: RefSeq, a predicted model, not a curated record
UGAUCGGUCCUCCUUGUAUAUAGGCUUUGUGGACUAGUCAACGAUGCUAUCCAAUAGAAAGGUUAUGUUUUAAAUCUUACCCCUGGCUUCAUCUACCGUUAAGAAUGAAAAACUAUGAAGAAAACGAUGGUUCAGGACAAGAAACAGUUUCAAAAAUAUGUUUAUAACUGCUGAAAAUAGGUAUCGGUUAUUAAGAGUUUGAAAACAUUUGAGAGGUUUUCUUUCUAUAUAACAAAGACUUUUGUCGGGACUGCUCAUCUUAAAACGCAUUAUAGUGGUCGGUGCGGAUCGCUAGAUUUUUCUUAUUUAAUCCGCAACAAAAUAUGAAUACAAAAGAAAAAGAAAAAUAUAUAGAGGAAUUUGAUUUUCCUCAUUGCGACGAAUCAUCGAAAUAUGAAAAAGUCGCGAAAAUUGGCCAGGGCACGUUCGGGGAGGUAUUCAAAGCAAGGGAUAAAAAAACCAGUAAAAAGUUUGUAGCUAUGAAAAAAGUUCUAAUGGACAACGAAAAGGAAGGGUUUCCUAUAACUGCGUUAAGAGAAAUAAGGAUAUUACAAUUAUUAAAGCACGAAAAUGUAGUGAGUCUUAUAGAAAUUUGUAGAACAAGGGCAACACAGUACAACCGAUAUCGCUCCACUUUUUACCUUGUAUUCGACUUUUGCGAGCACGAUCUAGCCGGUUUAUUGUCCAAUGUAAAUGUUAAAUUCAGUUUAGGAGAAAUUAAGAAGGUUAUGCAACAAUUGUUGAAUGGCCUUUAUUAUAUUCACAGUAAUAAGAUUUUGCAUAGAGAUAUGAAGGCUGCUAAUGUUUUAAUAACAAAGAAUGGCAUAUUGAAGUUAGCUGAUUUUGGUUUAGCAAGAGCAUUUAGUGCUAAUAAGAAUGGUCAACCAAAUCGUUACACAAAUAGAGUCGUUACUCUUUGGUAUAGGCCUCCGGAAUUACUGUUGGGAGAUAGAAAUUAUGGUCCACCGGUAGAUUUAUGGGGUGCUGGAUGUAUAAUGGCUGAAAUGUGGACAAGAUCGCCUAUAAUGCAAGGAAAUACGGAGCAACAGCAAUUGAUAUUAAUUUCACAAUUGUGUGGUUCUAUAACGACAGAGGUUUGGCCAGGUGUAGAACGUUUGGAAUUAUUUAACAAAAUGGAUCUGCCCAAGGGUCAAAAAAGAAAAGUUAAAGACAGACUGAAGCCAUAUUUGAAAGAUCCCUACGCUUGCGAUUUGUUGGACAAACUUCUUAUCCUUGAUCCUAGUAAAAGAUUUGAUUCGGAUUCUGCAUUAAAUCAUGACUUCUUCUGGACAGAUCCAAUGCCUUGCGAUUUAAGUAAAAUGUUGGCGCAACAUACGCAAAGCAUGUUUGAAUAUUUAGCACCGCCAAGGAGACCUGGCCACAUGCGACAUCCUCAUCAUCAAGUACCAGGUGGUCCAGCAAAACCUAGUUCAAGUAUGGCUGAUAGUGGAUAUCAAGAUAGAGUAUUUUAAGUAAAUCAGUAGAAGAGGAGCAUGCAUAAUAAAGCAUCGUACAGCAUUUUUAUUUUCUAGCUCUUUUCUAUCAAAAUAUAUUACAGAAUAAUUUAUAUAAGAGUAGAAGAUAGUGAAGCUAAAUAAAUCAGAAUUUCGGGGGAAAUGUUCUUGUCCACGUCCUUUGUGAAUAUAUAUUUUAAUUGGCUUAUGAAAUGAAAAAAGAUAUCUUAUUUUUGUUGAUAAAAUAACUAGCCAAUAAAAUAUGCAUUUAUAAUUUUAUGAUCACUUUUCCGAAGUAUCUAGUCCGGAGAUUCGGAUUCAUUUAGAGUGAGAUUAAUAUUAAAAGAUAACUGUUUCAAACUUAAUAU